CUGGCCUCCCAGAUGGGUCCUGUGUUGCCCGACACCUGUGACAGUGGAGCACAGCAGUGGGGCCCUCGCAGGGCACUGUGAGUGGGGCAGGGGGGCCGGCCUCACCUCUCACCUUCAGUGCUCAGUGGCCCCAAGACCACCCAGGGCCCAUGCUGCACCCGCCCCCUGGGUGGAGGCUGCAAGAGGCUGCUCCGGGCUCACAGCACCCCCCCCACUGAGUGUCAUCUAGACCCCGGGCGGGGCCAGAGCGGGUGGCGGGGCGGAGAGUGAGGCUACCGCAGUGGGUGGCGGCUGGCGCCAGCUGCUAUAGGAAAUCGAGGCGCAGCCUGACACAGGCAGGAAGUGAGGGGAGCUCCACCUGGGGCCGCACAAAGGCCCCCAGCCUCCAGAUGCCCUGCACCCCUGGCGUCGGUGAGUGCCUGCUCUGGCCUCCAGCCUGGCCCCUGGGUGCCCUCCCUGGGCAGUUGAGGGCUGGGGCCUGGGAGGACCAGGUCAGAGCACUGGGCUCGAGUGGGAAGUCCGUCCCCUGGGUCUGAACACCCCCGUCCUGUGCUAGUGGACUGAAUGUCUGCACUGACCAGGGUGGACCCCUGUGGCUUGCAGCAAGACCCCACAAUGGGACCAUGGCUGACGGGGGGAGGUGGGGAGAGCCUGGGAGAGGCAGGGCCUUCAGUGCCCAAAGCAGCCCCUCUCCGCCUGCUGACCCUGCCUUCCCAGCCCCUCGGGGGGCAAGCUAGUGACUGAGGGGUUGUCACCUGAGACAGAAGCCUUGCCUGGGCACUGUCUUACCUGGACGUGGCUGAACAUGAGUCUGUGGCCCAUGGCUUGCAGGCUCGGGGCUGUGACCUCUGGGGCCUCCCAGGUCUCGGUUUGGGCUAUAGUGGCCACAGUGAGGCCUCAGCCAGGUCCUCGCUGGCCGUGCUCUGCAGUCACAUCGGUUGUCUUCGCUGACCUGGCGAUGCCUGAGGGCCUGGGAGAGCACACGUCCUCACAGCUGACCAGGAGCCCCCAGCCAGAGGCAGGAAAGGAAGCUGGGCGCCGAGACCACGUCCUCUCGGCCUCUGUAGGAGGGAGGGGCUGCCGAGUCUCAGGGUUUCCUGUGUGCUGAGUCAGAGCGCCCGGGGGUGGGAGGCACCCAGCACUGUGAGGCCCCGAGUGGGGCUGCAGGUGGAUGCCUGGACUUCAGUAGGCCCCCAGCACCCACCUUCUGCCCCCAGGCCAGUCCCGGGUUACACAGGAUGGGGCUGCUGGCAUCCUCGGUCCCUCCUGCCCUCUGGGUCCCAGGGUGCCUCGCCCUGCUCCUCUGGCUGUGGGUGCUGUGCACUGCCUGCCCCAGGAAGCGGGUGCAGAGGCAGCCAGCUGGGCUGCAGGGUAGUGUUGCACCCACCAACACGUCAAUGCUGACGCGGCCCCACCUCAGCACCCUCAGCAAGUCGGACACCAGGCUGCAUGAGGUGCACCGGGGCCCACGCCGGGCAGCCCUUCGGCCGGUCAGCAUGGAUCUACUGCGCCCACAAUGUCUGGAAGUGUCCAGAGGCACCAUCAAGCCCCCAGCUGCCUUCUCACACCGGGAACUGCCCCAGACCUUGCCUGCGACCACCGAUGCCCAGCCCUCCCUGGGCCCCGAGGCCACCUAUUCCAAUGUGGGCCUGGCUGCCAUCCCCAGGGCCAGCUUGGCGGCCAGCCCUGUGGUGUGGGCAGGGGCACAGCUGACCAGCAGCUGGGCCAGACCUGGGCCUGAGGCCAGACCAGACCUGCCUGAGUAUGCGUGCAUCCACAAACUGAAGGGAGCAGACCAGGCGCCCCAAGGCCUGGAGCAGGGGAGGGUCCAGGGCACCCCAGCCACUCAGGUGGACAUCCUGUACUCCAGGGUCAACAAGCCUAAAAGGAGGGACCCAGGACCUGCUGCAGACCAGCUGGACCCCCAGGGAAGGGCAGAGAUUCUGACUCUGGGGAGGAGCCUGUCCUAUGAGGUCCUCCCACUCAGAGGCCUGAGCGCUGACCACGCAGACGACUGCAGGCUAGAAAACGUGUAUGAGAGCAUCCAGGAGGUGGGGCUCUCCCGCAGGCCGGCAGCCCCCAGCUCCAGCCCAUAGAUUGGACCUGAAGGCCUCCUGCUCCCCGGCCUCAGCCCGCGCAGAAGUCUAUAACCCACCCCGCCCCCAGCAUCCAAGCACAGAUGUUCUCUCCCCCAGUGUGGGGCCCGGCCCCUAUUCCCUCCCAGUCCUCACACACAGCUGGCAGCCUGAGAGGACCCUGGGGUCCUGGCCACCCCAGCCUCUCCCACCAGUGUUUUAAUAAAUCCCCAGCACGGAGAGGACGAAUGCAGUGCA
This is a messenger RNA of Artibeus jamaicensis (Jamaican fruit-eating bat), 2333 nucleotides long. It is a transcript of the gene LIME1, whose product is annotated as Lck interacting transmembrane adaptor 1. Gene Ontology annotation, molecular function: protein kinase binding. The record is from RefSeq and is a predicted model, not a curated record. Lineage: Eukaryota; Metazoa; Chordata; Mammalia; Chiroptera; Phyllostomidae. The coding region runs from base 1239 to 2096 and encodes 285 amino acids. Gene Ontology annotation, biological process: regulation of phosphatidylinositol 3-kinase/protein kinase B signal transduction; B cell receptor signaling pathway; T cell receptor signaling pathway. Gene Ontology annotation, cellular component: B cell receptor complex. The transcript has 5 exons.